Molecule: messenger RNA, 210 nt
Organism: Meriones unguiculatus (Mongolian gerbil)
Lineage: Eukaryota; Metazoa; Chordata; Mammalia; Rodentia; Muridae
Product: signal transducer CD24-like
Exons: 1
Coding region: 1-210 (69 amino acids)
Biological process (GO): cell adhesion
Cellular component (GO): external side of plasma membrane
Source: RefSeq, a predicted model, not a curated record
AUGGGCACAGCGAUGGUGGCCAGGCUGGGGCUGGGCUUGCUGCUUCUGACACUUUUCCUACCCAUGCAGAUUUAUUGCAACCAAACAUCUCUUGAAGGGUUUUCAAGUAGCCAGAACUCUAACAUCCAAGGGUCAAUCUCCAGAGACGGUAGCGCUACCCUUGCUGGUCUCCUCGCCCUCUCGCUCUCUCUUCUACAUCUCUACUGUUAG